GUGUGACCGCAUAUCGAGCCGCUGCGGCUUCUUCUCCUCCAGCCGAACCUCCAGUUUAUCUGCAAAGGUUCGGUUAAGUUCAUACUUUCUCCUCUCCCCGCUGCGUAGCCGGACCGGGAGGCUGCAACUUCGGUGCGGUUCGGGAUUCUCCUAAGAACUGGAAGACUUGUUGCAGGAAGACCUUCCGGUCCGGAUCAGAAGAAGCGAGUUGGACCUGCUGCUUCCCUCUGAAGCUUUUCGCCUCUGAACAUCCAGAAAAUGAACGGCUGAACUCCGGAGCGCUGCUUUCAGCUUUACGCGCUUUACGCACCGACUUUGUGCGUAAAGCUCCGCGCUUCGGCUGACCCGGAGCUCCGAACUCCGCUCACUGGUUCCCGAUGUCCGCUUGUUGCCCUACGGCUGUCUGAACCUGUCUAACUCUCCAGAGCCUCCGGCGUUGCGGGCCAGCAUGGCGGCGGGAGUCGCAGCCUGGAUGCCGUUCGCCCGCGCCGCGGCCGUCGGCUGGAUGCCGGUGGCCAGUGCGCCCAUGCCGGCGCCUCCGCGGGAGACGCGGCGCGGCCGGGAAGGGUUGAUCGUGCUGAACGUCAGUGGAAAAAAGUUCCAGACGUGGCGGGACACCCUGGAGCGGUAUCCGGACACUCUGCUGGGCAGCUCGGAGCGGGAUUUCUUCUUUCACGAGGAGAGCAACGAGUUCUUCUUCGACCGCGACCCGGACAUCUUCCGCCACAUCCUGAACUUCUACCUCACCGGAAAGCUGCACUACCCGCGCCAGGAGUGCAUCGCGGCCUAUGACGAGGAGCUGGCCUUCUUCGGCAUCGUCCCGGAGAUCAUUGGAGACUGCUGCUACGAGGACUACAAGGACCGGCGGCGGGAAAACCAGGAGCGCAUCCAGGACGACGAGGAGAGCGAGCAGAGCAACGACCUGAUGCCCGCGGAUGCCAGCCUCAGGGAGACCAUGUGGCGCGCAUUCGAGAACCCGCACACCUCUACCAUGGCGCUGGUGUUCUACUAUGUCACCGGCUUCUUCAUCGCCGUGUCGGUCAUGGCCAAUGUGGUGGAGACGGUGCCGUGCGGGGCCGCGCCGAACCGCGUCAAGGUGCUGUCCUGCGGGGAGCGCUAUGCGCUGGCCUUCUUCUGCCUGGACACGGCGUGCGUCAUGAUCUUCACGGUGGAGUACCUGCUGCGCCUCCUGGCGGCGCCCAGCCGCUACAGGUUCGUGAAGAGCGUGAUGAGCGUCAUCGACGUGGUGGCCAUCAUGCCCUACUACAUCGGCCUGGUCAUGACGGACAACGAGGACGUGAGCGGCGCCUUCGUCACCUUGCGGGUCUUCCGCGUCUUUCGGAUCUUCAAGUUCUCGCGGCACUCUGCGGGACUUCGCAUCCUGGGCUACACGCUGAAGAGCUGUGCGUCGGAGCUGGGCUUCCUGCUCUUCUCGCUCACCAUGGCCAUCAUCAUCUUCGCCACCGUCAUGUUCUACGCUGAGAAGGGCUCCGGCAGCAAGUUCACCAGCAUCCCGGCAGCCUUCUGGUACACCAUCGUUACCAUGACUACGCUGGGAUACGGCGACAUGGUCCCAAAGACCAUCGUGGGGAAGCUCUUUGGCUCCAUCUGCUCUCUGAGCGGCGUGCUGGUCAUCGCCCUGCCAGUCCCCGUCAUCGUGUCCAACUUCAGCCGCAUCUACCAUCAGAGCCAGAGAGCCGAGAAGAGGCGAGCGCAGAAGGCAUCCAAAGAAGCAGGCCAGGCACUGGUGUGUAAGAUUAACCCCAACUUUGAGCUGCAACAUCACCACCUGCUCAACUGCCUGGAGAAAACCACGAACCACGAGUUUGUGGACGAGAAGGUGUUUGAGUUGAGCUGCCGGGACCUAAGUCCAGUAAAGCAGCUGUCUUCAUCUUCUUCCAUCUCCUCAUCCUCACCUCAUGGCUUCUUCUGUUGUGGUCACAAGAUAAGGAAGACCUUCAACAUCCCCAACUCCAACAUGUCUCUGGGUCUGCAGGGCAGCAUCCAGGAGCUGAGCACCAUCCAGAUCAGGGAGCGGCCAAUCACCAACAGGACCCGUCACCCUAAUGGACAACUGAGAGGCAGGGGUGUAAUACUGACUGACUGAAACUUCACAGGAGAACCACAUCGAGCCAGUCUGAACGCCAGGUUUGGAGAGACGCUCCCUCUAAACUGUGAGCCGCCGUACCUUUUCCCGUCUGUCGUCAGUAUUCCCACACCUAACACCACUCC
Molecule: messenger RNA, 2232 nt
Organism: Gambusia affinis (western mosquitofish)
Lineage: Eukaryota; Metazoa; Chordata; Actinopteri; Cyprinodontiformes; Poeciliidae
Product: potassium voltage-gated channel subfamily D member 2-like
Exons: 6
Coding region: 449-2107 (552 amino acids)
Biological process (GO): protein homooligomerization; potassium ion transmembrane transport
Cellular component (GO): membrane; voltage-gated potassium channel complex
Molecular function (GO): A-type (transient outward) potassium channel activity; protein binding
Source: RefSeq, a predicted model, not a curated record